AUGUCUACCACACAACGAGCAACAAGUCUUUCGCAAAGCCCCGGACCUCGGUCAAACAGGAGCAGCAACUGCUCUUCGCCGCCCAAAAAGAGCAAACCUGGCGACAAACAUGCAGAGUGGUCCCAGGUCACAGACCCCGAGGAAAGGAGGCGGAUACAGAACCGUAUUGCGCAACGCAAGUUUCGGGGCAAGGUGAAGGAGCAAAAAGAGAGAGCGGAGCGUGAGGCCAAGGACAAGGAGCACGCCGGCAACAGCUACCGCAUCCCCGAGCCAGACGACAUCGACGCAGAGCCAGAGCUGUCGGGGUUGCCCUGGGGUAGCGUCAGCCUGAGUCACAUCGUGGCCCGAGGACACGAGGCUGAGAGUCGAAAGAGUAGCGGCCGGGGGACAUACCUGGAGGACAGCUUUGCCUCAAACAACUAUUCGCCGUCUUUCAGCUCCGAUGUGCGCCAGACGGCGAGUUAUGGUAGCAGCGGAGUGGACGACUCCUAUAGGGGCGAGAAUCAGUACGUUUAUGAUGCUCCGGGUUUCGACCAAGCCUAUUCUAUACUUUCAUGA
This is a messenger RNA of Trichoderma citrinoviride, 558 nucleotides long. Its product is annotated as basic leucine zipper transcription factor domain-containing protein. Gene Ontology annotation, molecular function: DNA-binding transcription factor activity. The coding region runs from base 1 to 558 and encodes 185 amino acids. NCBI's taxonomy places the organism in Eukaryota, Fungi, Ascomycota, Sordariomycetes, Hypocreales, Hypocreaceae. Gene Ontology annotation, biological process: regulation of DNA-templated transcription. The transcript is spliced from 2 exons. The record is from RefSeq and is a predicted model, not a curated record.